Molecule: messenger RNA, 1247 nt
Organism: Micropterus dolomieu (smallmouth bass)
Lineage: Eukaryota; Metazoa; Chordata; Actinopteri; Centrarchiformes; Centrarchidae
Gene: dynlt5
Product: dynein light chain Tctex-type family member 5
Exons: 5
Coding region: 560-1090 (176 amino acids)
Biological process (GO): microtubule-based movement
Cellular component (GO): cytoplasmic dynein complex; cytoplasm
Molecular function (GO): dynein intermediate chain binding
Source: RefSeq, a predicted model, not a curated record
GUACCCAUAUAACGCGACUUUAUCUGUAAUACUACACACUUGUACAUAGUUAACCAAAAUAAUCGUGGGCAAGUCCAAACAGCUAGCGUAAAAGUUACCUGUGGUGUUGUUAACCUAACGUCAACGUUACCCAGGAAAUCUAGCGUAGCAAUGUUUGUUUUAACUUUUAACUUUUUUUAUUAACGUUAUGUAUUUGAUACACGGUGUAGUGUUGGGGUUAGCUACUGUAUUAUUGUGUAUAUAUGUUUAACUGGAUAUUAAUUGAGCUAACGUCUAUGUAGAAGUCCUGAUUUUGUGGUAACUUAACGUUAGCUGGAUAAUUUAUAUAAGAUAGAGCCUCUGCAUUGGCACACCUGUAGAAGUAUGAAGACCAGAGAUAAGAGCCAUACAGUUUAUUGUUCUUUACCAAUUUCCACUUAAAUAAUCGACUGACAGACGAUUGAACAGCUAAAAGGGAAGGAAGGAGGAUUUUCUACAGCUGCCCCUCAAAUGUGGUAACACAUUUGAUAAUCAACCAUUACCAGUCUAAGCAGACAAUCUAAAGGAAGGGGAAGCUGUCAUGUCGGAUCUACUUAAAGACAAAACUCAAAGAAGAGAGAAGAGGACAGGCAAGGCUCCCUCAGAGGGAGUCAGAGGCAAGGAAACAACUGGCAGGACUAACGUUAAGGACUCUAUAAGUACUGUUUCGUGUGUGGAUGAACUAGGACACCAUGAUGACAACGCUCGGAUGCCCGUAACAAUGGAGAACACCUAUCAAAUGGGACCUUACAAACGCUUCCCUGUUCCUGCUGUCACCGACAUACUGAAGGAUGUACUUACCAGUUAUCUCCAAGAGGAGAAAUAUGAAGUAGAGUGGUCUCAAAAAAUGACCAAAACAAUUUGUGAGGUGAUAAGAGCACGUGUGAAGGACCUCAUGAUUCCCCGAUAUAAGAUUGUCGUCCUUGUGCACAUCGGACAACUCACCGGGCAGAGCAUGCAAAUCAGCAGCCGAUGUCUAUGGGAUGCAUCUAAUGACACCUUCGCCUCUUACUCCUUCAAAAACAGCUCUCUGUUUGGUGUGGCAACUGUCUACGCUGUUUACUUUGAGUGACUCAUGUAGACAUUGAAUACUCUGAUAAGAACACAAGGCUCACUAGUCAUACAUUUCUCACAGUUAUGAAAAGAUUACUGCUGUUGAAGAGUUUUUUUUAUCUGUGUUGUAUAUUUUGCCAUGUAUAAAAUGAUAAAACAAGAAUUUGUAACCAAAA